AUGCAGCAUGAGUUGCUACGAGUCCUCUAUCCAGUGUUUAUCCACUGCUUUAUGGAUCUCGUGUCAAAGGGUCAUAUCCAAGAAGCUCGAGCUUUUUUCAAUAGCUUCCGAGAAGACCAUGAGAUGAUGCAUUUACGUGACCUCCAAAAAUUGGAAGGGGUUCUUUCUCCCUCUCAUCUGGAGGAGAUGGAGUUUGCUCAUUCUCUAAGGCAAAGCAAAGUGAACAUAAAAAUAUGCCAGUACUCUUAUGAUCUUCUGCUGCAAUAUUUGCACAAAACACAAUCCAUUAUGGUUCUUGGAAUUAUCAACGAGCGUAUCAACUUUCAAGUUUCUCCUGGACAGCCAGCCUCAAUUUCUGAUGAUGCUGAAGUUGUUACACUUGUUGGGAGUGGGCAGGAUGCAGCUAAUCUGCUAAAUCAAAAAGAAAUACAUUGGGGAUUGCUUGAAGAUUCUUUAGAAGAGCGUUUAGAGAAAGGUUUGCUUUCUGAUUCAGAAAAGAUUGAGGGAGAAACCAAAGAAGGGGAAUUGGAAGAGCCCAAGAAAAGAUCAGCGGAGGGGGGAAAGCAAGGGGCUUCAAUCAAAAAGUCAAAAAAGGACAAAGUUGUUGGUGCAACAGUGAAAGCUUCUCGGACUGAGGGAAACACAGUAUCUGUGGCACCACGUGUCAAACCAGAGCUCAUGUUGCCAAUAAUGUAUCUCCGAAAUUCCCUGUUUCAAAGAAAAGUGUGUUUUUUAUUUUAG
Messenger RNA from Ilex paraguariensis (yerba mate), 741 nucleotides. The record is from the annotation of a GenBank genome assembly. Lineage: Eukaryota; Viridiplantae; Streptophyta; Magnoliopsida; Aquifoliales; Aquifoliaceae.